AGAACAGACGAGACAAGGAAGACAGCAUGGCAUCUAAUUAUGCAAGACGAACUCUUGUAAGUUCCUCUGCAUCUGCAACAAGAAUCCUAAGCGGAUGUAGACCAUCAUCAUCUUGUGUUUCUGGAGCGGGUAAGGUUGGAGGAUUCACUCCUGCAAGGCCCACUUCUCGUGUUUCUCGACAUAAACUUUCCUUUUUCUCCAGGUUUCCAAUGGAGUUAGGUUGUGCACAAUCAUUGAUGCCGUUGCACAGUGUUACUGCUUCAGCAUUGCUCACCUCAAUGCUUUCUUUAAAGGGUGGAAAUUGGGGAUGGCUCUCCGAAGGAUUUGCAACGCCUCUAUAGCAGGGCCAAUGAAUUUGCCCACGUUGUCAUGUUGAAUAAUUCAUGUUGAGCUUCAAAGAAAGGUGAGCCAUGCGGUAGACAACCUUGACUAUCUUGAUCUUCUUCUGAUAUUUUGUUUUGGUAUUUCUU
This is a messenger RNA of Telopea speciosissima, 470 nucleotides long. RefSeq names its product protein NUCLEAR FUSION DEFECTIVE 6, mitochondrial-like. Gene Ontology annotation, cellular component: mitochondrion. Bases 27 to 341 code for a protein of 104 amino acids. The record is from RefSeq and is a predicted model, not a curated record. NCBI's taxonomy places the organism in Eukaryota, Viridiplantae, Streptophyta, Magnoliopsida, Proteales, Proteaceae. The transcript has 3 exons.